Messenger RNA from Symbiodinium sp. CCMP2592, 570 nucleotides. The record is from the annotation of a GenBank genome assembly. Lineage: Eukaryota; Dinophyceae; Suessiales; Symbiodiniaceae.
AUGUGUCUCGCCGGGCGCGUGUACAUCGUGACGGGUAGUAAUUCCGGUAUUGGCAAGGAGAUUGCGCAAUUUUUGGCAACCAAAGGUGCCACUGUCUACAUGCUCUGCCGCAGUCAGCAGAGAGCAGAAAAUGCACGAGCCGACAUUGUCGCCAAAGCCGGAGGAGAUGCCCAGGAGCGUAUCCACAUCUUGUUGGCUGACUGCAGCUUGGAGACCGAAGUUCGCCGGUGCUGGGACGAUUUCUGCGAGCAUAGCAUUGCAAGAAGUGGUGAUCCAACACGUGUGCGGCUCGAUGGCCUAGUGUGCAAUGCAGGUGCCUUGGCCAACACAAAGACAACGACAGCAGAAGGCAUCGAGCUGACGUUUGCUUCGCACCUCCUUUUUGGCCUGGGCCCCAAACCUUAUACUGUUCUUCCUUUCUUUAUGUGUGCAAUCUGUCACAACCAUGUUGGAUACCGUAAUGCUUCCGGUGAUGGCUAUGGUGUCCAUGAUUUUGACGAUGAUGCGAAGGUUUUGAUAAUCGAGGUGUGUACGCCGCCGCUGCCGCUGUUGACGACUACGUGUUUGUGA